Sodiomyces alkalinus F11 is the source of this 5775-nucleotide messenger RNA. Its product is annotated as SPX-domain-containing protein. Lineage: Eukaryota; Fungi; Ascomycota; Sordariomycetes; Glomerellales; Plectosphaerellaceae. Gene Ontology annotation, molecular function: transmembrane transporter activity. The transcript is spliced from 11 exons. The coding region runs from base 1 to 5775 and encodes 1924 amino acids. Gene Ontology annotation, cellular component: cytoplasm; fungal-type vacuole membrane. The record is from RefSeq and is a predicted model, not a curated record. Gene Ontology annotation, biological process: intracellular protein transport; endosomal vesicle fusion; autophagy.
AUGAAGUUCUCGCACAGCAUCCAAUUCAAUGCCGUCCCCGACUGGAGCAGCCACUAUAUCGCCUAUAGUAACCUGAAAAAACUCAUCUACCAACUCGAGAAAACCGCACUCCAGCCUGCAGGUGACGCCGAAUCCCGCCCGCUCAUCCACGAUGAAGAACCCGAGGACGUCUUCAGCCGUGCCCUCGGCGUCGAGCUAGAGAAGAUCUCUUCCUUCUACGUGACGAAAGAAAGGGAACUCCUAGACGAGGUAGCCGAGCUCAUGAAGGAUGUCGGCGACUUUCUCCACGACCAACAAGAUGGCCAUCACUACGCCGCCGACAGGCUACACGGUCAUCGAGCGCCCGGUCAUCGCCGUUCGGCCUCCCUCGGAGAUGGCAUGGACGACAGCGAUGACGAGUACGAUGAGGAUGAAACCUCCGGUUUAGCCAAGCGGCGAGGGAGCACCUCCCGUCGCAGGACGUUGGCGAACUUGUUGCAUCAGUCUGUGGACAGCAUAGCGGACUCCUCCGACAGGCCGAGGUCGUUGCGUCGAAGCAGCGUUGCCAUAGACGACUACGCCGAGCAGUCCUUUCUCCACUCGCCCAGCAUCUUCCUCAAGAAACGCAUCACCGACCUCUACGUCCAGCUUUGCGAGCUCAAGGCCUACGUGCAGCUGAACAAGACGGGCUUCAGGAAGGUCCUCAAAAAGUUCGACAAGAUCAUGGACAAGGACCUCAGACCCAAGUACAUGGCGGCCCACGUCGAGCCUGCCUACCCUUUCAGGGAAGACACCCUGCACGCCUUGGAGGAGAAUAUCAACAAGAUGAUCAAAGCCUACACCGAGGUCAUCGCCGAGGGAGACGAAGAAAUGGCAAAGCGGGAUCUCCGGUCUCACCUACGCGAGCACGUCGUUUGGGAGCGCAACACGGUGUGGAGAGACAUGAUUCGCAUGGAACGCCGCUCCGAGGCCGCGACCCUCGGCCGCACCCUGCUCGGCACCGACCCCGGCAUGGGAGCUAGGAUUCUUCAGGGCGACGACGAAGUCCUUGCCUCCACCACGCAAUUCAUGACCCCUCUCGGUCGACUCGUCCUGCCUCGAUGGCUGGCAAACUCUGCAGUGCUGACCUUGGGAGCGUCGAUCGCCAUCUUCUUUGUCCUCCUCUUCGUUCCCAUCAUGGACAGCCCCGAACAACAAAAUUGCCUGGCGCUCUUGGUCUUUGUGAGCAUGCUCUGGGCCACCGAGGCAAUUCCGUUAUUCGUCACCUCACUGGCGAUCCCGUUUCUCUGCGUGAUUCUUAGAGUCAUAAGAUCCGACGACGAGCCCCAUGCGAGAAGGCUUGGGGCCAAAGAGGCGACCACAUACGUAUUCGCGGCCAUGUGGACACCCGUCAUCAUGCUUCUCCUGGGCGGGUUCACCCUCGCAGCGGCGCUCUCCAAGUGCAGCGUCGACAAGCGGUUGGCCACGCUGGUGCUGAGCAAAGCGGGCACGACGCCGCGGACCGUGCUGGUGGCCAACAUGUUCGUGGCCGCCUUCGCGAGCAUGCUCAUCUCCAACGUGGCCGCCCCAGUGCUGUGCUUCUCCAUCAUCGAGCCCAUGCUCCGGACCCUGCCGCCCGACUCGAACAUGGCCAAGGCCGUCAUCAUGGGCAUCGCGCUGGCCUCCAACAUCGGGGGCAUGCUCUCCCCCAUCGCCUCGCCGCAGAACGUGGUGGCCAUGGGCAUCAUGACGCCGGCGCCGACCUGGAUCCAGUGGUUCUUCAUCGCCAUCCCCAUCGGCGUCAUCUCCCUCGUGCUCAUCUGGCUACUCCUCCUCAUCUCCUUCCGGCCCGGCAAGGGCACGACCAUUGCGGCGAUUCGCCCGAUCAAGGAACGGUUCACGGGCGUCCAGUGGUUCGUCACGGCCAUCACCCUCAUCACCAUCGGCCUGUGGUGCGCGAGCCACCAGCUGGAGUCGGUGUUUGGCGACAUGGGCGUCAUCGCCAUCAUCCCCAUCGUCCUCUUCUUCGGCAGCGGCCUCUUGACCAAGGAGGACUUUAACAACUUCCCCUGGACCAUCAUCAUCUUGGCGGCGGGCGGCCUGUCGCUCGGUAAGGCCGUCAACUCGUCCGGCUUGCUGCACACCGUCGCGCGCAUCGUGUCGACCCACGUGGAGGGGAUGAGCCUGUAUGGGGUCCUCGUCGUCUUCUCGACGCUCAUCCUUAUCCUCGCCACGUUCAUCAGCCACACGGUGGCGGCCUUGAUCAUUCUGCCGCUGGUGUAUGAUGUGGGCAGGAACAUGGGAGAGCCGUAUCCGAACCUGCUGGUCAUGGGCGGCGUUCUCAUGUGCAGCGCUGCCAUGGGUCUACCCACCAGUGGUUUCCCCAAUAUGACGGCAAUUAUGAAGGAGGAUCCAACAGGCCGACGAUACCUCCGUGUCAAGGAUUUCAUCAGCACAGGUGUUCUCAGCAGCGUGGUCACGCUCAUUGUAUCGGUGACCAUUGGAUACGGAAUCAUGAGAAAUGGUGGUGGCGGUAAUAGGCCUCAAAAUGAAGUACGGACGCAUCCCGACUCUGAGCUCGUGCGGUCCCUGGUCGCCCGCGAGCUGCUAGGUGCCAUGCUUUCGGCAUUCACAGCCCACCCUAUUAUCGAGCUGAAGCAGCGCGACAAGUCUAAGAUUGAAACAAUCCUAGCUUAUGGCGAUCGCAUCUUGGUCGGUCUCAACACAGGGGCACUCCGCGUCUACCGUCUGAACGAACUCGAUCCUCCUCCCGCCCAUGCCAACGGCUCAUCCGCAACAAGCCCGCCGAAAGGUUCUACCGCUGAACAACCGCCGCCACAGACGACGAAGAAGCCCACGGACCUGCUGCGCGAAGUAGAGAAAUUCUCCCCGAGGGCUAUCGAACAGCUUGCCAUCGUCAAGGAGGCGAACAUACUGGUUUCUUUGUCCAACUACCAUGUCUCCCUCCACGACCGCCAAACAUACCAACUCGUAGAGACAUUGUCCCGGACGAAGAACGCUUCGUGUUUCGCCGUCACCUCCAACAUUGUCAAAGACCCUGCGACCGGCAUCCCCGAGAUCAUCAGCCGCCUCGCCGUCGCGGUUCGCCGACGCCUGUUGAUAUGGAGCUGGCACGAGAGCGAGCUCAGCGAGGAUGUGGCGGAGAUCACCCUGGCCGAGUCGAUACGGACAGUGACCUGGGCGAGUGCGACGAAGAUCGUGUGUGGCAUGAACGCCGGCUAUGUCCUGGUCGACGUCUUGACGCAGGACGUUCAAGACAUCUUCUGUCCCGGGAGCAGCGCGUCUGGGGGGCAAGCGAGCCGGUUCGGACAGGCGAGCAGCGCUGGUAUCGCGUACAUGGGGCUUGGCGGGUACAUGCCGAAGCCGCUGGCUGCUAAGCUUGCCGAUGGCGAGAUGCUGCUGGCCAAGGACAUCAAUACGCUUUUCAUCACAGAGGAGGGCAAGCCCAUCGAAAAGAAGUGGCAGAUCCCAUGGGUGGCGGCGCCGGAUGCCAUUGGGUACUCGUACCCUUACAUACUCGCCCUACAACCACCUUCGAAAGGCUCCUUGGAGGUCAGGAAUCCAGACACGUUAUCAUUACUGCAGACCAUAUCCCUUCCCGGUGCCGCGCAGCUGCAUUUCCCGCCGCCGAACGUCAGCUUAGCCCAUGCCGGGAAGGGGUUCCAUAUAUCGAGCGAGAGAUGCGUCUGGAAAAUGGGUGCCACGGAUUACGAUUCGCAGGUCGAGGAGCUCGUGGCGACCGGAAGGCUUGACGAGGCCAUCAGCCUCUUGAGCAUGCUCGAAGAUGCUUUGCUCAAAAAUAAAACCGAGAGCUUGAGGGAGGUCAAGAUGACCAAGGCCGAGGUGCUCUUCAAGCAGAAAAAGUUCCGAGACUCGAUGUACCUUUUUAACGAGGAGGGAGUUCAUGCUCCUCCAGAACGCGUCUUGAAACUCUACCCCCCCUCCAUUGCCGGAGAACUCUCGGGCUGGGAGCAGACCCAGCAACGGGACUCGGUUGACGAGGAACGGAACGAGGAGGACGGAAGCCCGGCGAAGGCAAAUGGCGAGUCGGCCGAUGCACAUACCAACGCAGAGCUGCCGCCGCCGUCCCCAGCAUCAACAGUGAGAGGCGCGGGAGGUUUUGCGAAAUUAUUCAUGGGUGGCCGGUGGGCCCAUUCAGACACAUCGUCUGUCACACCCAAGAAGCAAGAAGCCGACACCGAAGAGACAGCCAGCGUCAAGGAUAAACAGGCCGAUGGCCAGCAGCAACCGCUCGAAGGGAAGGAUCUUUCCGAUGCGGUGCAUGCCCUGACGGGCUACUUGGUGGGCACGCGGACUCGAUUCCAGCGGGUGCUCGACCCCGCCACGGGGAAGCUGAAGCGAACCGAUUCGAACGGCUCGACGGAAGAGGCGUUAAAGAGCCUGAUGUCGACUCACCAUGACGAAACCGACCAGCAGGUCGAGGACGAGCUCCGGGAGGCAUUCCGGCUGGUCGACACCUCCCUGUUCCGCGCUUACAUGUUCCAACUGCCCCAGUUGGCAGGCUCGCUCUUCCGCAUUCCCAACUUUUGUGACCCGGAUGUCGUCAACGAGAAGCUCCUCGAGCAUAGCCGGUUCACGGAACUCGUCGAUUUCUUCUACGGCAAGAAGCUCCAUUCCCAAGCCCUCGACCUCCUCAGGAGGUUCGGCGCCGCCGAGACGCCGGACGAGUCGGCUCCGACGUUGCAUGGCCCGCAGCGCACGGUGGCGUACCUGCAGAGCCUGCCGCCGUCGGAGAUCGACCUCAUUUUCCAGCAUUCCAAGUGGACGCUCGAGGCGGAUCCGGAUCUGGGGAUGGAGGCCUUCCUGGCGGAUUCGGAGAACGCCGAGACGCUCCCCAGGGACCGCGUCGUGGACUUCCUUGCGGGGAUCAGCGCGGGGCUUGAGGUUCGGUACCUGGAGCAUAUCAUCGGGGAGCUUAACGACGCGACCCCCGAGUUCCAUAACCGUUUGGUGGAGCUGUACAUCAAGGGGCUCAGGGGAGACAAGGGUGACGAAAAAUGGGAAGAUACGAUGGGACGUUUCUUGUCCUUUUUGAGACGGAGCCGGGAGUAUAGCCUGGGGAAGGCUUUUCAACUCCUUCCCAGGGAUGAUCCUGCAUUCUACGAGGCACGGGCCGUAGUCUUGUGCAACAUGGGAUCGCAUAAGCAAGCUCUGGAGAUAUACGUUUUCCACAUGAAGGAUUACGUGAAGGCAGAGGAAAUACACCGGGGCGAUGGCACGAGGCCAUCAUCCCCAGACGGCGUGCGACCGACGUCGUUGGAUGAUGCGGAGGAAGGCGUGCCUUCCAUCUACCACACCCUCCUGUCGCUCUACCUGGCCCCUCCGCCGCCUCACGAGCGGGCGCUGCAGCCCGCCCUCGACCUCUUGUCAAAGCACGGCUCGCGGCUCCCCGCGGCGUCCACGCUCUCCCUGAUCCCGGAUACCCUCCCGGUGGGCCAGCUCGAAUCGUUCCUCCGCGGCCGCAUCCGGUCGGCCAACAGCAUCGUCAACGAGUCGCGGAUCCUGGCCGGCCUGCGCGCGACGGAGUACAUCGCCAGCCAGGCGCUGCUGCUCCUCGGCGACGGCAUCCCCGGCGGCCAGGGCGGGCGCAACAGGCGCGUGGUCAUCACGGAAGAGAGGUUGUGCGGCGUGUGCCACAAGCGGCUGGGCGGCAGCGUUGUGGCAGUGUUGCCGGAUAGCGCGGUCGUGCAUUACGGGUGUCUGAACAGGGCGUCGUCUUCGGCACAUAGGUCGGACGGGGCGAAGGCGGGGAGCUGGAGCCGCCUGCAUACCUGA